GCUGCUUAAAGAGCUGGAGAAACAAAAGGAAAAUGUUUCCUAUUUAAAUAUGCACAAAUAAAACAAUUUAAUGCCAUGGUGCAGAAAGUGAAGAGUCAGCAGUAUGUGUGCUGAGACGCGAGCUGCUACUCAGACAGCCUGAAGACGGCUGAAAGAAACUCAGAAGAAAGAUUUACCUCAACAGUGAAACUGGAGACUGAGAAAACAAAAAGGAGGGUCGUGGUGAAUCUGGAGCAUAUACCACCUGCCUGAGCUGCUGUUAUAGAAAAUAAAUCAACCACUGUGAAGUAAAGGUGAGGAAUAUAAGUCUGGACUUACAUACUGCAUACUGUACAAGAAUCAGCACAUUCCACCUACUUCAACAAGAAAUAUGACAGGAAGAUGAAACAGCCAACUUGACCUUGCUGACUGGCUUUUAUUGUAACACAGCCAUGGUGCAAAGGAGUGGCAUUAGUGUUUACACUGUACAUAGCAGCUCUCAAGUGGUGCGCUGCGUCACAGCAUGCCUGCACCUCUCGCUGCCUCGGAGGCGUGUUUGAAGGCAACCGCAAGUCUCUUCUUCACUUCCUUAAAGGCUGAGCGCUUGAACUGGAGGGAGGCGGAGCUGAACAGACUCGGCACAGGUGAUCUAUAAAGCUGAGCUCAGGCAGCUCUCACCUUUCAGUAAGUGUUUAGAGCUUGACAAUGGCAACUUCCUGCUUUCUAGCAUGGGUCCUCGUCCUCUCUGUGUCAUCUGUCCCAUCAGAUUGUUUGACUCUAAACGGCGUGAAGGUCCAUGAGGUGGUUCGUCCAAUCCGACUGCAUGACCUUCAUAAAAGAGGUUCAGAGUCCACCAGACCUACAACGGUGAAAUACGCCAUGACUCUGGGUGGAAAACCCAUCGAAAUGCAUCUCGAGAGAAAUGAUGAAUUUUUAGCUGAAGGCUACACAGAAACAUAUUACACAGAUGACGGGAUUCCUGUGGUAACUAAACCCCAAGAGCUGGAUCUUUGCUACUAUCAAGGGAAGAUCGCAAAUGACAGGAACUCAAUGGUUAGCGUGAGCACAUGUGAUGGGUUACGAGGUUACUUCCAAACAGCAGAGCAAAGUUACCUUAUCGAGCCCUUGCCCGAGGUCAGCAAUGGUGAUCAUGCGGUGCUGAAGUACGAGGAUGUGUCUGGUACUCCAGCAGUGUGUGGGGUCACAAAUACCAGCUGGGAUCCUGUUGCUCUUCCCCCUUAUACCAUGAAAUCGAAAUCACGUGCUUCUGGGCCAACAAUGUUCCAGCAACAAAAAUACAAUGAAAUCAUCCUGGUGGUGGAUAACAGAAUGUACAAGAAGAUGGACAGCAAUGACGAUAAAGUGAGAAACAGGAUCUUUGAGAUCGUCAACUUUGUUAAUGCUGUGUAUAAACCGCUGAACACCUUUAUCGCUCUGAUCGGUCUGGUAAUGUGGAAGGACUCUGACCAGAUUCAAGUGACCGCACCGGCUGGAGCGACGCUGGAUGCAUUUACCACAUGGAGGAAUAAACAGCUCUUGAAGAUACAGAAGCAUGACAAUGCUCAUCUGAUCACUGGAAUUGAUUUUGAAGGCUCGACGGUGGGAUUGGCGUUUAUUGGCACUCUGUGCACGGGUCAUUCAACCGGCGUCAUCCAGGACCAUAAUCCACGUGCUGUAGCCGUAGGCGCCACCUUGGCCCACGAGAUGGGACAUAACCUGGGUAUGAACCAUGACACCAGCUCAUGUGUGUGCACCGAGAGCAGCUGCAUCAUGACUGCUGCUCUCAGCUACACUAUCCCUCAGCUCUUCAGUAGCUGCAGCAUCAACAGCUUCGAGCAGUACCUGAACUCACGGAACCCUGAGUGUCUUCUCAACAAACCGCAAGCCUCAACCCUGCUCCAGCCUCCGAUUUGUGGCAACGGCUUCCGAGAAAGGGGAGAGGAAUGUGACUGUGGAUCUGUGACGGAGUGCACGAACCCAUGCUGCAAUGCCACCACAUGUACACUGACAAAGGGGUCUAUGUGUGGAGAAGGAGAGUGCUGUAUUGACUGUAAGAUUGCUGAUGCCACCGUGAUGUGUCGUCCCGAGCGCGAUGAAUGUGACCUCCCUGAAUAUUGUACGGGUAAUUCACCCACAUGCCCGGAAGAUGUCUUUGCUGUAAAUGGAUUGCAAUGCAAGAACGGCGAUGGCUACUGCUACAAUGGGCAGUGCCCUCGACAGCAAGACCAGUGCAUCAAAAUGUGGGGGCCAGGUGCUGUGGUAGGAGCUGACUUCUGCUACAACCAGAACACCAGGGGAACAUACUAUGCCUACUGUGCAUGGCCCAUCAAUGGAACAUAUAUAGGUUGCCAGAAACAGGAUAUAAUGUGUGGGAAGCUUUUCUGUGAUCAAGGCCAGAGCGACCCAAACUAUGGCCGUUUGGUCAUGUUCGCCAAUUGCAAAGCUACUUUCUACAGUGAGCCUGAGAGUGACAAUGGCCAAGUGGACACCGGAACAAAGUGUGGUGAUGAGAAGGUGUGUAGUCAGAACCAGUGUGUGAACUUAGAAGCUGCCUACAAGUCAACCAACUGCUCAGCCAAAUGCAGUGGCCAUGGGGUUUGUAAUCACAAGUUGGAAUGCAGUUGUGAACCUGGCUGGCAGCCACCUUACUGCGACAGGUAUACCACCACUGAAGGUGCAGGUUCUCGAACGCAUCUAGCCAUGCAAAUAGGCAUCGCAGUGGCAGUCUGCAUCUUGUUGGGGGCCAUUUUAAUUGGACUGAGUAUAUUUUUCCUGAAACGUAGAAAGAGUCAUCCACGCCAAACUGGUGUUCAGUUCCAAGAAUCUGUAAGCAACAUUUUCUCCAACCAGCAAAGAGCGAACAUUCCACAUCAGAUCCCGCCCACGGCAAUACGUCCCAAAGGCCCUCCACCACCACCACCUACAACUAAGCCAUCUGCCCCACCCUUGAUCCUGCAUUCAGACUUCAGAGCAGCGCACAAGGCUCUGAGACCAGUUCCACCUCCACCAAGGGCAUAAAAAAUGGACCCAAGUUGAGAGGGUUAUAUAGAACAAAUCCAGCACUGAGUAUGAUUUAAUUUUACAUGACCUAAUUAAGAAAAAUGAAUGCCUAAUUCCUGGAGAUCUGCCUUACACCAGAAUUAUCUGGUACUUUAUAGGACUCCAAGAGCAGUACCCUCUAGAGGCCAACAGAGGAACAACCUGUUACUGAAAUCUAACAAUAUGCACCUUAGUUCUAGACUUAACGACGUGAAAAUUAUAAAAACGUCUGAUUUUGUUCCAGAAAUAUUCUGGAGCAGGUUUGGCACUGAUAUUAAUCUCAAAUUCACACUGGAUGAGUCGCUUGCAUCAAACCUCAAGGUCAUUCCACAAUAAACACACCUUAGAGUUCCAGUUUUGAGAAAUCUAGCCUUCAAAUAUCAGUUAUCAGGAAGUGGCUUGCCAUAUCUGCUAGUUUUUCUUGGAUCCUUCUAUCAACCACAAUCAUGUAAAUCUCCCAAAGAGAUCUCUGUACAUUGCUGAGCCUGUGAUGUCCAUUGAACUCUGCUCAAACUUGACUCCAGUGCACUUCUGCUGUGACCUUUGUGGAUUGAAUCACUUGUUAAAAAAUGGAGUGGAAUAAUGUUUUAAGGCAGCAAAUUGUCUGACGUGAACUGCCCAUCAAUUUGUAAUACUAAACUCAGGGCAAAACCACACUUAACAGCACAAUAUCUUCCAUCAUUUCUUGUAAAUACUUCAUAAACAAAUUAUUUAUUUUCCUACUAGAGUGCCAUGAGUAUGAAUGUGAUGUUAUAGAUGUUACAGGACAUAUGUGUACAAUACAUGAGGCUGUAUUCAGAUUUUUUACAAUUUACUAAGAAAAAUGUAGCAAUAACUAAAAUACUUAAUAAAAAAAAAAAAACUUUCAUAUUAUGGUGCCUGAUGACGUCAAUCCUUUCUAACGUUCUAAAAGUUCUUCGGUUUUCAAGACACGUAAAAGCUUAAAAAAUCAUGAGUGUGGUAUUUUUGAUGUAUUUUAUGUCAUACAAUAAAACGUGAAAAUAUCUUGA
Hemibagrus wyckioides is the source of this 4028-nucleotide messenger RNA. Its product is annotated as zinc metalloproteinase-disintegrin-like batroxstatin-1. Gene Ontology annotation, molecular function: metalloendopeptidase activity. The transcript has 24 exons. Lineage: Eukaryota; Metazoa; Chordata; Actinopteri; Siluriformes; Bagridae. The record is from RefSeq and is a predicted model, not a curated record. Gene Ontology annotation, biological process: proteolysis. Gene Ontology annotation, cellular component: plasma membrane. The coding region runs from base 685 to 2997 and encodes 770 amino acids.